GGGCGGGAGUUUAAACGACAACGGCGGCGGUGCCUCCUCCUACCUCUCGGGGCGCCAUGGCGGGCUCGGCCGCCCCUCGGCCGCUCCGCGGGAAGUCCUUCUACCUUGACCUGCCGAGCGGGCGGAGCGCGAAGGAGCUGGCGGAGGCCAUCCGGCGCCUCGGCGGGGUGACCGAAAGCUUCCUAAGCAAAGAAGUCAGCUACGUGGUUUCCAGCAGCAAAGAAGCCAAACGAGACAAAGCCAGGACUCAGACUGAGAUGUGGAGCAAUGCAACUUCAGGGGAUGCAAAAGCCAUGAGCCCAGUGCCUUCUACCUCCAAAGGGAACCACACUAGACCUCACCAGAAGCUACCAGACACUGUCCUGAUCAGCAGGGGGAAGGAACUGCUGCAGAAGGCCAUGAAGAAUCAGGACACCUGCAGUGGCAGCAGUAUCCUGGCCAACGCUCGCCUGUGGGGAGUCCAGAUCUUGCACGUGGAUGAAAUGUUGUCGUACGUUCAACAGCUGCUCCAUGCUGCCUCGGGAGCAAGGAAACGGUGCCAGAAGACAGAGGCAAAGUGCCUCGCAUCCGGAUCAAAAAUUCGCAAAGGAAAAUUGAAACCCCCUUUUCUGAAGGUUGAAGACCAGAGCAGGCAAUUCCGACCCUUCCAUCACCAGUUCAAAAGCUUUCCUGACCUGAACUUCCAGGCACCCAAAAGCUGCAGCCCAUUUGAGCCUCUGAAAAGCCUCUCGAAUGGUUGCAGAGCCAGGGGUGUGGAGGGCUGUCCGAUGCGCAGCAAGGGGGAGAAAAGCCCCCGAUCCACAGUGGUCACCAUGCCAAAGAAGAAGAGGGGAUUUUGUGAGUGCUGCCAAGAGACCUUUGAAGAGCUGCAGAAGCACCUCCAGAGCCUCCAGCACAAGCGGUUUGCCCUGGACAACUCGCAGUAUGUCCCUGUGGAUAGUGUCAUCUCGCAGCUCACCAACAACUUUGUGGAGCGAUCAGCCACGGUGCCGCAGUCCUGCCUGACAGAUGAACGCUUAGUGCCUCAAGCACAAGUUACUGGAGGAAUUGAGAUGCUGACAGCAGAGCUGGGAAAGGAAAGGCAGCAGCCUGAGCAUGGUGCUGUGGAACUGCUGAUUGGUAUGGAGCAUGAUCAUGGCCUGAAGACCAAGGAAAGUUCCCCUUGCCUGCCCAGGGACAGGGUCAGUAAUCCCAGAGAAGGAAGAGGGUUGUCAAAGAACUGCUUUCUGGGGCUGCCUGUUGGAGAAAGACCCACCAGAGGGGCCUGUGCUCUGCGUGGCCCCACAGAGGAGUCUGCAGUGGGGAAUACAGAUUUGGGCUGGGGGACUUGCCUAGUGGCCGCUCAUGUUGGAGAGGCAAUUGCUUCUUCAUCUGAACCUCAUAAACAGCACGUGCUUGGGCCCAUCAGCCAUCUUCCACAAGCACUGCCUGCCUCCAGGAAACACCACCUCUUAUCCAGACAGAGCACCCAGGUAGGAAAGAAGCCCAGGCUGGAGCUGGGCGGUGGCCUCUCUCUCUGCAAGCAGACAAACCCAGUGGAUGGUGGGGUGGGUGUGCAGGGAGCAGGACAGAUGUCUGAGCCAGGCUUGCCCAGUGUGGUGGAAGCUGGCAGCUUGCCCCUAAGCACAAAGCUCUCCAACAGACCUCAUAGCUCCCUUGGUUUGGACCUGUGCCCAUGCGGGAGCCCUGGGGACCCUGCAUCACUGCCAGGUUCCCUUGAAGCUGCGUCUGUGGGCUUUGAUCGUGCAGAGGCUGCUGCAGCCAGCACCGUCAGCGAGCAUGGCUGGAGCAGAGCGAAUGCAAGUUCCCAGGGGAAGCAGCUCAGAGGGGAGAAUGAAAGCACAAGAAGAAAUGUGAACAGUCCCGAUCGGGAGAGCACAAUGAGCAAGACCAGCUGUCCUACUAGCUGGUUGCCCUCUCCAAAACUGCCUGUGGCUGAAGCCAGAUGUUGCUACUCGCUCUGUGUCAGAGCAGCGGAAAAAAUAGCACCUGAGCUACCUGACCUCCCAGGCCACAGGGAAGAGUGGGCUCCGUGCCCUGGCCUCCUUCAGCCUCUUCCACAUAAUGCACAGGCUGAUCAUGACUUUAGCAAAAGUUCUUCUGAGUCAGACUGGGAUGUCCAGCUGCUCUCAGGGGUCCAGGAUGUCAGGAUUCAGUCUGUGGACAGGGACUUGCUCCAGAGGAUGCGUAUCAAUGUGAGGGACAGCAGGUAUGAGUCUCAGCUCUGCUCGGUCCUGAAGCAGAAGUCAGAGCUUGCCUGGGCAGGCAAAGAGGACAAGAACUGCAGGAACUGCUGCACAGAGACCAAAGGAGCCUCUUUCCCCAUAUUUGAGACAUUUUUUGGCAGCUGGACUAGUUAAAACCACUUCCUGGCUGUUCUCUGGGCCCUUAGUGGAAGCUGUGAACUGGCUGGAAAGGGAUUUAACAAGCUGCCCUCCCUGUCAGGACCAGGAGGUACAGCCAAGAGCUGGAGUGAGGACUGCCAGCUGCAUGGUGAUCUCCAGACACUGCAGCCAACCUGGGCAGCCCUCCUGUUGGGAACUGAUGGGUGAGGUGGUGGUUUCACUGUCCUUGGCUCUGGGAUCUUCCCUUGUCUCCACUGGUAGCUUUCAGAGCCAAUAGCUUCCUCCUUUAACUCCUCACUGGGCUGCUGGCAAGAUGGUCUUUCUCUGGAAGUACCUCUUCAGCAGGAAUAUGCUCUUUGCCCUUCCAGACUGAGAGCAUGGCCUGUUCCUCUUCUCACCCAGUCCUUGGAGGUGUAGAGAUGGUGGAGAGGAGGGUCCUGGGAGUGAGAGCUGUGUUCUUCAUGUGGUUUGGUGUUUUGUUGGAUGUCUUUGAGUAUUUACAGAUGUUUGGAACUGGUACUAAGUUCAGGGAUUUUAGCAAACUUUUAAACUUUGAAAUAAAAUGGAAGAGGAGAUCCUA
Messenger RNA from Phalacrocorax carbo (great cormorant), 2925 nucleotides. The record is from RefSeq and is a predicted model, not a curated record. NCBI's taxonomy places the organism in Eukaryota, Metazoa, Chordata, Aves, Suliformes, Phalacrocoracidae.